AACUUCGAGCAGCAGCAGAGUUCGCCAUUUUGGAAGGCAGCUUUGUUCGUACACAAAAGUACAGAUAAAACAUCGGUUUUUUUUUUGUUUAGUUUUUUAAAAACCUAUUAGUUGUUUGGGGUGCAUCAGUCGAUAGAUAAAAUGCGACAGGCAAAGCGAAUUCGUUCCCCUGGCGUUUGGCUCAGUGAGUUCAGCUGGGUGGAGAGCCGAAAGCGCCAGAAGCGAGAUGAUUCGAAUAGCAGUGCAAGGGAGAAUAAAUCUCGAAGACGUCAACAACCCCUCAAAACACAUGAAGGGCACUACCUGGAGACCCACAGCCUGAACCAGCAGAGGAUAGAGUCUAAGGACAGGAGGGCCAGAGAAGCCAGCCUGGAGAUGGGCUACGACGAGGACAACAGGGCCGCCGCCACCAGGGACAGAGAUCGGGAGAAGGACAAGGAGUGGCACCACUACAGCAAGUCAUCAGGGCGGAGUGGCAAGAGUGGCCGUAGUAGCCGCCGAGGCCGGAGACGCAGCCCUUCUCAUCAACGCUCCUCUUACUCGAGGAGCCAUCAUCGCAGGAGCAGGAAAAGAUCCCGGAGUGUUGAGGAUGAUGACGAGGGUCACCUGAUCUAUCACAGGGGAGACAUGCUAAGAGCCAGAUGUAUAGAAUAUAUCACUUUUCUCUCUCUGUCAACUAGCUAUCUGUUAUGUUGUUGCUUUUUCAUAUGGUGUACUGUUGCAAAAUUCUAUUCUAUUGUAGACACUUGUAUUUGAGUGGGUAGGGUUUAUCAUUGUAUUGUUAAAUGUGGAUUAGUAAUUACACCUCGCUACAUAUUAUCAUUAUUAGUGUGAUGUGUGUACUGUGUAUUAUGUUUUGUUGGCUUGGAGCCCUGUCCUGUUCUAGUUAGACAGUAUAAUGCUAAAUCCAUAUCAAACAAAGCAGCUAGGCAGACAUUAUGUGGCAGGUGUGAUGGUAGUGGAUGCCAGUCAUCACUGCUCUGGUUCUAACUAAUGCUCUUUAUUCUCUGUAGAUGAGAUUGUGUCAACUCUAGGAGAAGGAGCCUUUGGGAAAGUCGUGGAAUGCAUCGAUCACUCUAAGAGCCUGCCUGUUACGCGAAUGCAGUAAGAAGCCAAUAAUUGGUUCUCGCGUGGCACUGAAGAUCAUUAAAAACAUUGACCGGUACCGCGAAGCAGCCAUGGCUGAGGUGGAGGUGCUGGAGCAGAUGAACUCUCUGGACUGUGACCGGAGAUAUGGAUGUGUGAGGAUGCUGGACUGGUUCGACCACCACGGUCACGUGUGUAUAUCGUUUGAGCUGCUGGGGCUCAGUACCUAUGACUACCUGAAGGAGAACAACUUCCAGCCGUUCCCAGUAGAACACAUCAGGAUCAUGGCCUACCAGAUCAUACGAGCCGUACGAUUCCUGCAUAAGAACAAGCUGACACACACUGACCUGAAGCCCGAGAACAUUCUGUUUGUGGACUCGGAGUACGACAUCAAGUACAACGCCAAAAUGAAGCGCGACGAGAGGACGUUGAAGAACCCAGACGUGAAGGUGGUUGAUUUUGGCAACGCCACAUAUGAACACAACCACCACACCUCCGUAGUGUCCACACGCCACUACCGCGCUCCAGAGGUCAUUCUGGAUCUGGGCUGGGACCAUGCCUGUGACGUGUGGAGUCUGGGCUGUAUCCUCAUAGAGUACUACCUGGGAUCAACUCUCUUCCAGACCCACGACAGUAAAGAACACCUAGCUAUGAUGGAGAGGGUCCUGGGCCCCAUACCGGUACAUCUCCUGCAGAAAACCAAGAAGCGGCGGUAUGUCCAUCGGUACCAGCUGGACUGGGAUGCACUCAGCUCCUCUGGGAGAUACGUGAGGAAACACUGCAAACCACUCAAGCAAUACAUGAUGGUCCAGAGCUUGGACCACGACCAGCUGUUUGACCUGAUCCAGAAGAUGCUGGAGUACGACCCAGCUAAACGCCUCUCCCUGGACCAGGCUCUCAGACACCCCUUCUUCACCUGCCUACGCAAGGCCACCAGGAAAUGACCUUUAACCCCAGCGUGGACCCCAACCUGACUAUCAUCGUGACAAUCAUCACAACCGUUGUGGCCAUGACCAUCACCAUGACAACUGUGAUGAUUGACGAUCGCCAUAGCCCUACAUUGACUCUCCGGGAGAGAUUGUUUACCUCUGGCUGUAUCAGUCCGCCCACGUGGCUUUUUGUCCAUUGCUGUCAUGCUAGUUAGUGUUAAUGUAUUGCGAGUUGUAUCGUUGUAGCAACCAGGUUCACUGAUGAAGCUGGUGCGUUAUUCUAUGGGCUGUCAGACUUAAUCAGUUAACUCCAGUUAACGUUGUUUUUUCAAUUGCGAUUUAUCGCAUUGUCUAAAUGCUUUCCAAAGACACUGAAAACAUCCCAAAAACAACCUAUUCAGCUAAAAACUAGUUGACAUUGAGGUUAAAGAAAGUGUGCUUUUUCAAUUUACCUAAUUCUGUUAACUGUUAGGCAAACUCAAGAUGUCAAUAUUCUUGUAAUGUUUUUGUAUAAGAAAAUCUUACAUUUCACCUUAAUUUGAGCAAAUUCAGAAUUUGCGAUUAAUCAAAGCAAAUCUUGUAACUCACUGGAUGAUAUUUUUGUCUGACUGCCCUGAGUUUUUUUCCCAAGUCUCUUUUUUCAGUAUGACUGGAUUUGUAACUUUUGGAAUAUCGCUGUGUGUUUGCAUUUGUCAAUACAUACGUCUGGAGUAUGAACGUAUAUGUAAAAAAUAAAGUACCCUGUGCACAGCA
Messenger RNA from Oncorhynchus kisutch (coho salmon), 2768 nucleotides. RefSeq names its product CDC-like kinase 4a (gene clk4a). The record is from RefSeq and is a predicted model, not a curated record. The coding region runs from base 1179 to 2030 and encodes 283 amino acids. Gene Ontology annotation, molecular function: protein tyrosine kinase activity; protein serine/threonine kinase activity; ATP binding. The transcript has 12 exons. Lineage: Eukaryota; Metazoa; Chordata; Actinopteri; Salmoniformes; Salmonidae. Gene Ontology annotation, cellular component: nucleus. Gene Ontology annotation, biological process: regulation of RNA splicing; peptidyl-tyrosine phosphorylation.